AUGGCGACCAGUGAUCAGAGUGAUGAUUCGUUGUAUCCUAUUGCAGUUUUAAUCGACGAAUUAAGGAACGAAGAUGUUCAGCUUCGGUUGAACAGUAUAAAGAAAUUAUCCACCAUAGCUCUAGCACUUGGAGUGGACAGAACAAGAACUGAACUAAUUCCAUUUCUUACUGACACCAUUUAUGAUGAAGAUGAAGUCCUUUUGGCUCUGGCAGAACAACUUGGAAUUUUCACACCUUUAGUUGGUGGUUCUGAGUAUGUCCACUGUCUUUUGAAUCCAUUGGAAAGUUUGGCUACUGUUGAAGAGACGGUAGUCAGAGACAAAGCUGUUGACUCUUUAAGAGCCAUUGCUGCUCAGCACUCUCAAGCAGAUUUGGAGAACUACUUUGUACCUCUUGUCAAACGACUGUCGGGUGGUGAUUGGUUCACAUCCCGAACCUCAGCCUGUGGCCUCUUCUCUGUGUGCUAUCCUAGAGUAUCUACCAGCGUUAAAGCUGACCUCCGUCAAUGUUUUAAAACAUUAUGUGGCGAUGAUACUCCAAUGGUGCGCAGGGCAGCUGCUGGCAAGCUGGGUGAGUUUGCAAAGGUAGCAGAGACAGAAUACCUCAAGUCUGACUUGAUCCCAUUGUUCAACAGUCUGGCUCAAGAUGAACAGGAUUCAGUACGUCUUUUGGCUGUGGAAGCUUGCGUUGCUAUAGCAUCCUUGCUCAAUGCUGAAGAUGUUGAGCAACAUGUAAUGCCAACAUUACGACAAGCAGCUGAAGACAAAUCUUGGAGAGUGCGUUACAUGGUUGCUGAUAAAUUUACUGAUUUACAAAAAGCUGUUGGCCCUGAAAUUACAAAGAAUGACUUGGUACUGGCUUUUCAAGGACUUUUAAAAGACUGUGAAGCUGAAGUCCGUGCUGCAGCUGCACACAAGGUUAAAGAUUUUUGCCAGUAUCUUGCUCCUGAUGUGCGUGAAAGUUUGAUCAUGACAAAUAUCCUUCCAUGUGUUAAAGAGCUGGUCUCUGAUGCAAACCAACAUGUUAAAUCAGCAUUAGCUUCAGUCAUCAUGGGACUUUCACCAAUAUUAGGCAAAGAAAACACUAUAGAACAUCUUUUACCAUUGUUCCUGACACAGUUGAAGGAUGAAUGCCCUGAAGUUAGGUUAAAUAUCAUCUCUAACUUAGAUUGUGUUAAUGAAGUUAUUGGCAUUAAGCAGUUAUCACAAAGCCUCCUUCCAGCCAUUGUAGAGUUGGCAGAGGAUACCAAGUGGCGAGUGCGGUUAGCCAUCAUCGAAUACAUGCCCCUACUGGCUGGGCAGUUGGGUGUAGAUUUCUAUGAUGAGAAACUGAACACAUUGUACAUGAACUGGCUUAAUGAUUACGGUGAGUGGUUCCACCAUACCGUUAUUUUAGUUUAUUUUUUUUCACUUGUUUUGCAGGGUGUAGAUUUCUUUGAGGAGAAACUGAACACAUUGUGCAUGAACUGGCUUGUUGACCACGUAUAUGCUAUUCGGGAAGCUGCUACUUUAAAUUUAAAGAAGCUUGUUGAAAAAUUUGGUGUUGAAUGGGCCCAGAAGACUGUGAUUCCUAAAGUGCUGUAUAUGUCACGAGAUCAGAACUAUUUGCACAGAAUGACUUGUCUCUUUUGUAUCAAUCUGUUGGCUGAUGCUUGUGGUGCUGAAACCACCAUAAAGUUAAUGCUUCCCACUAUUUUGGGUAUGGCCUCUGACCCUGUGGCAAAUGUCAGAUUCAAUGUUGCAAAGACUGUGCAGAAGUUAGGUCCAAUGUUUGACCAAAAUACUAUUCAAUCUCAGUUGAAACCAACUUUGGAACAGUUAAAAAAUGAUGAAGAUGGAGAUGUCCAAUAUUUUGCAAUUGAGGCUAUAGAAGCAUUAAAGCUUUCCUAA
Acanthosepion pharaonis is the source of this 1890-nucleotide messenger RNA. The record is from the annotation of a GenBank genome assembly. NCBI's taxonomy places the organism in Eukaryota, Metazoa, Mollusca, Cephalopoda, Sepiida, Sepiidae.